Messenger RNA from Astyanax mexicanus (Mexican tetra), 798 nucleotides. RefSeq lists its product as uncharacterized. The transcript has 2 exons. The record is from RefSeq and is a predicted model, not a curated record. Lineage: Eukaryota; Metazoa; Chordata; Actinopteri; Characiformes; Acestrorhamphidae. The coding region runs from base 1 to 798 and encodes 265 amino acids.
AUGCAAAAGAAAGUGGUGUUCUUCCGGGGGAAACCCCAUGUUGUGUUACACAAGGGACCACUUGAAUUUCUCCUCCAGGAGCCGUCCAAAGAAGCCAAACACAUUAAGGGCAACCCCACUCUGCAGGACAAGACUGCAUCCAUGAGGGAGGACCUUGUGCGGGAGAAAGCUCUGGCUGUGGUCCGUCAGAGAGGAGGGGAUGCGUCAGACAGGAACGAGGUGCUGGGACAAUACAUCCUGCAGUUUGGGAAAUAUAAGGGCAAGUCUUUUCAGUGGCUUUUGGAGAAUGAUGUAGGGUACACUAUGUACCUCAUCAAGAACCUCCAGAAGGAAGAGGCUUUAGGGCUUUCUGUGACUGAGGGGCAUAGCAAGGACAGCCUACAGUCAUUUGUCCAUUAUGCUCUCAGUUUUAAAGAGAUCCAGUCUGUUCUUCGCUAUGAGGCCAGUGGAGUGGCAGUCACUGCGGUCUCAUCAGAAGAUGACCAGCUGGUUGGCUUUGGAUCUCGAGCUAAGAGCACCUGGAAGGAGAUUUGGGAAAGCAGAGCUGAUGGAUACUCAGACUUUGUCCUUAGGAAGAGCUGUGUUGUAGGUACACGUAUGUACAAACUUCAGCAGUACCUGAGGAAGAGGCAGCAAUCGGCUUCUGUUGACCACGCCACAGGGACACCUGCUGAACCCCUGGUGAUGGAGGAGGAUGAAGAGCUGGAGAAGGCAAUGUUGAGCAUUUUCCCCUCUAAGCUACAAAUGGAGAGCUGUAAGCACACAGCUACUACACUGAGACAAUGUCAGAGUUCAUGA